Molecule: messenger RNA, 1265 nt
Organism: Geodia barretti
Lineage: Eukaryota; Metazoa; Porifera; Demospongiae; Tetractinellida; Geodiidae
Source: the annotation of a GenBank genome assembly
AUGGAGACUGAUGAGGAGAGGCCAAGACGGGAAUCAAUCACCGCCAAAGAUGAACAGAUUUCUUUGCUCAAGGCCGUGCUGAUUCAGCUGAGCGACGAGUUGCAGAGAAAGGACGAGAGAAUUGCAGAGCUGGAGGCACAACUUUCCUUCCUGUCUUCACCCAGUGAUAAGGAAUCUCAGUCUGUUGCCACAGCGAUGACCCCCCUGUUGGCGUGUCUCCAAGGAGGUCAGGGUUCAUCAUCGGAGGGUGGGGCCUCGUCACCCAUGGCAACGACGAGGAGGAUAAGCAGCAGUGAUCGGCUGGCGAUGGUACCAAACUUGUCUCCUAUUGAAGAAAGGGGCGACGGAGUUUUUAGUCAGUUGAGCUGCGACGACGACAAUGCUGGUGGUGUUACCGAUAGCAACAGAGCAGCGGGAGGAAACGAACGGAAGAGUGGUAACCAUAGCAACAAGACCACACCCAGGAGGAGGAAGAUAUCGGUACUGGACAGAGAGCAGCAGGAGUUGCAGGUUGCCAUAGCGACACUGGACUCGACAAUCGCGGAGUUGGAGCUGGGGUCGUCGUCGGAGGGGAGGCUGGCGGCUCUGAGGAGGGAGAGGUCGCGACUCAUGGCAGACCUGAACAGGAAGGUCCAAACUAGGCUGAGAACGGUUCGAAGAAAUUCAGACGACGUUUUCACGAAGCUUGCGACGGACUACGAGAACUUUACCAGAGACCAGAUGUGUGAAGCAGUGAGAGAGUUAGACAGCGCUCAGGCCAGAUACAAGACAUACAUCGAUCAGCUCCUGGCGGUCGUCUUGGAGACGAACUCUGCCUUCCUAGAGGGGAUGCCACGCCUCCAACAGAGCACGGGUCUUCGUUUGGACCUCCUCCGAGUGGCGUCCAGAGGAGAGUUGUUUGAAGAUAUUCAGGAGCGAGAGAGGAACAUGGCCAGUCUGGAGUCGUACGCCACCCAGCUCUCUGAGAGAAUACUCAACCACGCCCUCCCACUCCUCCCCGUCCUCGAUCCGUUCCAGGACUCUGGUGACUGGGAUGGAAUGGAACCAGACACCAGCAGCAGUCUGACUGAGCCAAUGAUGUCAUAAUUACAUCGUCAUAGUCACACUAUUAUGUACUGAGGCAGUCACAAAUUUCAUCAUCACUUCAGAACUGAUUUCAUCAUUUUUAUUGACAUGCAGUAUUACAUCCUUCCUAUCAUCAUAGUUGCAAAUCCAUGUUAUUCUACAAACACAUGAAAAUCUCAUGAGCUGGUAUAAUCGGAAUG